AUGGAUACUGAUAUGUCCGGAGGAUGUACAUUGUACAUGUACAGCCAAGCGGGCCUGCCGUGUGGAGAGGGAAAGCAGUUCCAGCACGUGGAAAUGACACGGACAGAUGGACUUGCUCGUUCCCAGCAGCUGUAUCUUGCAGAUCUGGCGAGAACAUGGGACUGGGCCCUGCUAACGUGGUAUACAGGUGGAUGUGCGAUGGGCCAGCCCCCCCGGUCGAGGGUAGCAGCAGUUCGAUGCAACAGCCACCAAGGUGCGCGCGUUUCAACCAGAUGUUCGUCCGGGUUGGCCCUCCGCCAAGUUGUUGACAGAAUGGUGGUCAAGGAUGGAAAGGUCGAGUUCUUCCAGUAA
Messenger RNA from Microsporum canis CBS 113480, 351 nucleotides. RefSeq lists its product as uncharacterized. The record is from RefSeq and is a predicted model, not a curated record. The transcript is spliced from 3 exons. Lineage: Eukaryota; Fungi; Ascomycota; Eurotiomycetes; Onygenales; Arthrodermataceae. The coding region runs from base 1 to 351 and encodes 116 amino acids.